Molecule: messenger RNA, 2320 nt
Organism: Odobenus rosmarus divergens (Pacific walrus)
Lineage: Eukaryota; Metazoa; Chordata; Mammalia; Carnivora; Odobenidae
Gene: SRSF6
Product: serine/arginine-rich splicing factor 6
Exons: 6
Coding region: 137-1171 (344 amino acids)
Biological process (GO): alternative mRNA splicing, via spliceosome; mRNA splice site recognition
Cellular component (GO): ribonucleoprotein complex; cytoplasm; nucleus
Molecular function (GO): mRNA binding
Source: RefSeq, a predicted model, not a curated record
GUGUGGCUGGACUCGGCCGCCGUUGCGGUGUGAGGCGCGUGUUCGGGCUCUCGCCGUCCCCGCACCCGCACCGCGGCUUUUGCCUUGCGGUCCGCCGUUCGAUAGCCAGCCUUCGGGGCCCCUGCCCGCCACGGACAUGCCACGCGUCUACAUAGGACGCCUUAGUUACAACGUCCGGGAGAAGGACAUCCAGCGCUUUUUCAGUGGCUAUGGCCGCCUCCUCGAAAUAGACCUCAAAAAUGGGUACGGCUUCGUGGAGUUCGAGGACUCCCGCGACGCCGACGACGCCGUUUACGAGCUGAACGGCAAAGAGCUCUGCGGCGAGCGCGUGAUCGUGGAGCACGCACGGGGCCCGCGCCGCGAUCGCGACGGCUAUAGCUACGGAAGCCGCAGUGGUGGAGGUGGAUACAGCAGUCGGAGAACCUCUGGCAGAGACAAAUAUGGACCACCUGUUCGUACAGAAUUCAGGCUUAUUGUAGAAAACCUUUCUAGUCGUUGCAGUUGGCAAGAUUUAAAGGAUUUCAUGAGACAAGCAGGUGAAGUAACCUAUGCGGAUGCUCACAAAGAACGCACAAAUGAAGGCGUGAUUGAGUUCCGUUCCUAUUCUGACAUGAAGCGUGCUUUGGAUAAACUGGAUGGUACAGAAAUAAAUGGCAGAAAUAUUAGGCUCAUUGAGGAUAAACCACGAACGAGCCAUAGGCGAUCUUAUUCUGGAAGCAGAUCAAGGUCACGGUCUAGAAGAAGGUCACGAAGUAGGAGUCGCAGGAGCAGCCGCAGUAGAUCUCGAAGCAUCUCAAAAAGUCGCUCCCGAUCCAGGUCUCGGAGCAAAGGUCGAUCACGUUCUCGAUCAAAAGGCAGGAAAUCUAGAUCAAAAAGCAAAUCUAAGCCCAAGUCUGAUCGAGGCUCCCGUUCGCGCUCUCGAAGCAGAUCUAAGGAGUAUGAGAAAUCUCGAAGCAGGUCUCGUUCUCGAUCUCGUUCCCCCAAAGAAAAUGGGAAAGGUGAUAUAAAGUCAAAAUCUAGAUCAAGAAGCCAGUCUCGUUCAAAUUCACCCCUACCUGCUCCACCCUCAAAGGCACGUUCUGUGUCCCCUCCACCAAAAAGAGCUUCAAGAUCCCGCUCUAGAUCUCGUUCAAAGUCCAGAUCACGGUCCAGAUCGAGUUCCAGAGAUUAACCUAGAACUCUAUAUUCUUUGCACACUAUUAUGGAACACUUUCCUACUUGGCUUAGGCAGUUACUCUUCCAUGUUUGUACUUGGCCUCUUCUGCAAGAGGAAUCUCCUGAAAAUGGGGGCACACAGAAAUUUGAUUUGUGGCCAAAUUUGAUGAAAAAAUGAGGUUCUAAAGAAAUGGCAUGAAGUCGAAGACCCUCUCCCUUCUUUGUAGAAUUAAGAUAACUUUGAUUUUAUAGCUUUUGAGCUAAAAUAACUUUUGUAAAGAUUAAGCUCAUUUAGAUUUUUUUUAAGUAUUUCAGCAGGAUCUGCUGCAGGGAUUUUUGUUGUUUUGUUUGCUUUUAAAUUAACCGUUUCAAGCUUUGAAUACCUAAGGCUUUAGAGGGAGAUCCCAAUUUUCAAUUAUGUUGGCUUUUUAUAAAGCUUGAGUUAUGUAAGAUUUCAAUAAAAAUUUGCUACCAAGUUGAUUGCCUUACUGAAUAGGUCACUAUUAAAUUCCUUUAAAUAUUGAUAAUUUGCUCUUUGUGGAAACAAUGUAAAUUCUACAUGUGUAAAAGAAGGCAAGCCUCAGACCAGCAAUAAAUUAUUCCAUUUGGAUAACAUUUUGUUCUGUUAAUCAAAUUUGCCAAAGUCUAUCUGCCCCUUUGAGUUAAGUUAAAAAUAAAAGGUGUUUUGUAGUCAAUUACAUGAUUUUGCCUAAGUUAGUAGAUUUUAAAUAAUGAAACUUUUCAAACUUAAAUUUGAUCAAACUCUUGAAGUUCUUAACACUUGGGAUCCCGUUUAGCCUAGUAAUUCCACUUUCUGGGAGUGGUCAGUGUAAUUGGUGUUUUGUUAGAGUAUGGUUCUAUGGUCUUUAAUGUUAUAUAAAAAAGGAAGUAGCCUUUCUUUGAUUGGAAAUUUAGCAUAUUCUUGUUCAAAGCGGAAAAGCAAAUAACUGCAUUUUCUGCUGGAAGAUCAUUACAUUUAACAGGCACUUAACAGGUUGCUUGGUAAGAUCAGUUGCUGAAUGAAGUAAAAUUCUACCCAACAGUCAGUCCUUCUUGUAGAUGAUGAGGUUAUGUAAUAAUUGGUUAGAUCAUCCUUGUAACUUUACAACAUAUGGUUGGCUUGAGAAGAAUUUACAUGGGUAAACCCGAAGCUUUCUGUACUUCA